AUGAAGGUUCAUAAAUUGAAAAGGGUGUCGUGUUUAGAACUUGCUGGUCAAGACGUUCGCGAUUCAAUCGAGAAAAUUGCAAAUCAAAAGGGAUUUAUUUUUAAAGAAUUUAAUGAAAGAUUAAUUCUUGAUGAAAUAAAAGAAAAUAUGUGUUACAUUGCUCAAGACUUUGAAAAAAAGGAAAAAGAAGCAAACAAACUCGAGAAGAUUUAUAAACUUCUUGAUAAAAAAGAAAUCAAGCUUGGUGCCGAAAGAUUUGAAUAUACUGAACAAUUAUUCAAUCCAAAUAAAUAUGGAAAAGAUAUGAAUGGUAUUGCUAUUCAAGUUAAUGAUUCUUUAAUGCAAAUUGAACCAAAUCUAAAAACUGAAUUGUACCGAAAUAUUGUGUUGGCUGGUGGAAGCACAAUGAUGACUGGCUUUGUUGAAAGAUUUAACACCGAAUUUACAAAAUUUGCACCAGAAUCUAUGAAGUUAAUUUUAACUGCACCACCCAAUGGAGAUAUUGCUGUAUAUAUGGGUGGCAAAAUCUUUGCAAGUUUGUCAACUUUUAAAUCUGCUUGUGUGUCAUUUAAAGAUUAUGAUGAAUGUGGACCAGAUAUCACAGAGUUUGCCCAUAAAACAUUUCUGCUUUUUAUUUUGAUUAAAAUUGUAUUCAUCAAUUUGUGUUAUUGCACUAUCUCAUAA
Molecule: messenger RNA, 684 nt
Organism: Entamoeba invadens IP1
Lineage: Eukaryota; Evosea; Mastigamoebida; Endamoebidae
Product: actin, putative
Exons: 2
Coding region: 1-684 (227 amino acids)
Source: RefSeq, a predicted model, not a curated record